AUGAAUCCCUCUGGAGGAAGGAGGCGGCAAGCAGCAGGGCCCAGGGCUGGCAGGGCUCACAGACCACGAGAGCAGGACCGUGAUGUGCAUCUGUCCAAGGCUUUGUCCUACGCCCUGCGCCAUGGGGCCCUGAAGCUGGGGCUUCCCCUGGGGGCAGAUGGCUUCGUACCCCUGCACACCCUGCUGCAGCUGCCACAGUUCCGUGGAUUCUCAGCUGAAGACGUUCAGCGCGUGGUGGACACCAAUGCGAAGCAGCGGUUCACCCUGCGGCCAGGGGAGCCCAGCACGGGCCCGCUCAUCCGGGCCAAUCAGGGCCAUUCCCUGCAGGUGGGGGUCCCUGAGUUGGAGCUGAUGCCUCUGGAGAUGCCGCAGGUCCUGCCCCCCACGCUGGUCCAUGGCACAUUCUGGCAGCACUGGCCAUCCAUCCUGCGCAAGGGCCUGUCCCGCCAAGGACGGACACACAUCCACCUUGCCCCGGGUCUGCCUGGUGACUCUGACGUCAUCAGUGGCAUGCGGCCCAACUGCGAAGUGGCUGUGUUCAUCAACGGACCCCUGGCCUUGGGAGACGGAAUUCCCUUCUUCCGCUCUGCCAAUGGGGUGAUUCUGACUCCAGGGAAUGCUGAUGGUGUCCUGCUUCCCAAGUACUUCAGGGAGGCCCUGCAGCUCCGCCCUACCCGAAAGCAUCUGUCCUUGUCUGGUGAUGAAGAGACUGACUGUCAGAGUGGCCCCAAGCACAGCCCCAGAGGAAGAAGGAUGGUCCAGCAAUAAAAUACUUAUUUAUAAAAAAGAAAUUAAAAAGAAUAACCAAAACAACACUCCAGUUUGAAACAAUAGGUCAUUGUCCCGUA
This is a messenger RNA of Orycteropus afer afer, 848 nucleotides long. The record is from RefSeq and is a predicted model, not a curated record. Lineage: Eukaryota; Metazoa; Chordata; Mammalia; Tubulidentata; Orycteropodidae.